UCGAAUGUUUUUGUUUUUGGUGAUUGAAUAUUCCAUCGAAAGAUGGCGUUUGAAUCUUUGCACAUGUUUUUCGAACGAUUUUUUUUUCGUGCGUUCCAAACAUCUGAUUUUCGAAUCUGUGCGGAUUUUUCAUUUUGUUUUCGAGAAAAAAUCUUUCAAAAUCAAAUCUUCUUCAAAAAUCAAAAUGCCCGCAUUUGAAUUAAUAUUGUUAAUAAAAAAGCUACAAAAACCAGAAUUAACAUUAUGUAUGAAACGUGCUGCAAAUUUUAUAUUCGAUAAUCAAGGUAUAUUAAGAAAAAUGGAAUAUCUUGGCCUACAGCCAUUACAUUUUCGUCUUUCAUCAUCCAUACCGAAUGCUAAACGUUUUAAUCAGGCAAAUUUCAUUCUAUAUCAUUUGGAUUUACCCAUAGAAUCAAUGAAAAAAGUAUUUGAAGAUUGUCGUUAUGAUACUGAUAUAAUACGUGCAUAUUAUAUACGAAAAGAAUCUAAUCUACCCGAAAAUUAUGAAUGUGAAUUAUUUGAUGAAUUAAAACCACCAGCAAAACGUCCAUCAGUUAUGUCAUUGAUUGAAGAAGGUAGAAAAAAGAAACCCGAUUAUGAUAUGGGUGAUUCACCAAAUGUUCGACAAAUUUUGUAAAAAUUUUUUUUCCAAAUUUAAUUUCAAUUUCAAAAACAAAAACAAAAUAAAAUGUACAAUUAGUCAAUGUUGUAAUGCAACACUUUCAUUUUAUUUUUUCGUUAACACAAAAAUCCUUUUUUUUU
Dermatophagoides pteronyssinus (European house dust mite) is the source of this 762-nucleotide messenger RNA. RefSeq names its product mitochondrial ribosomal protein S6 (gene mRpS6). The record is from RefSeq and is a predicted model, not a curated record. Gene Ontology annotation, biological process: translation. Gene Ontology annotation, cellular component: ribosome; mitochondrial small ribosomal subunit. Gene Ontology annotation, molecular function: small ribosomal subunit rRNA binding; structural constituent of ribosome. Lineage: Eukaryota; Metazoa; Arthropoda; Arachnida; Sarcoptiformes; Pyroglyphidae.